This is a messenger RNA of Rubroshorea leprosula, 2715 nucleotides long. NCBI's taxonomy places the organism in Eukaryota, Viridiplantae, Streptophyta, Magnoliopsida, Malvales, Dipterocarpaceae. The record is from the annotation of a GenBank genome assembly.
AAAAGAAGGAAGGAAAGAAGAGAAAGAAGGAAAACAGAAGUAGGGAAAAACACAGAGAGAGGAGAAAAAAGAGAAGAGGUGAGAUUUUGCGUAAGGGCAUGUGCUAAUUAUAGAAGUUCUCUUCUACAUGGAGUUGCCUCAACAACUCUUUCACUUUUCUUAUCCUUCCUCCAUAUUUCUUCCUUUUGCAAUUGGAGCACCUCAUCCGCUGAAAGUCUGCCGCGGACGCCACUGUUCUGGUGCCCUAGGUUGCGACUUUGAUUUAGAUAUGGUCAUGUACUUCCUUUGGCGUCCGCCUCCGCCUCCGGCUCCCUAUGUGUCUUCGCUUCAACUGGCCCGGGAUUUUUUCAACAAAAUGAAAGAUGUCAGAGCCAUACUACUUUUAAGCCUCUCGUUGCAAGUCUUCCUAGUACUUGUUGCCCCCUUGAGAAAAUCCACAGGCAAAAAAUGUUUACUUUUGAUUAUUUGGUCUGCUUACAUGCUUGCCCAAUGGACUGCUACUUUUGGUGUUGCCCUCAUCAUUCAAAAGCUCGGUGACAACGACCAAGGUAAUGACGAAGACAAUUUUCGUUUGUGCCAUUAUGGGCGCAAAGGCCAACUAGAUUAUGCCAAUACUGCUUUGCUCUCAUGUUGGGCUUCCUUUCUCUUGCUACACCUUGGCUACACCAGUAACAUUAUUGCUUUUGCUCUGGAAACUAGAGAGUGGCUAAGUCAUAUGUAUCGUCUCAUUUUCCAAGUUGUAGCCACUCUUUUUGCCUUGGCUCUUUUGUCAUUUUCAAGUAUGCCAGCAAUUCUCAUAUUUAUUGCAGCAGUGAUCAAGAAUGCUGAGAGGACGUUUGCUCUAUAUCUUGCGAGUCAGGACAGGUUCAAGAAACCAAAUCCUGAUUCCAAGUAUGGAAGGCCUACGGAGGAAAAUGAACACCACACAACUGCUGAAAUUACAACGGAGGUAGGUGGAGUACUAGAUGACUCAGAAGUUAUUCAAUAUGCUUAUUACAGCUACAAAGUUUGUAGGGGACUCGUGUUCGAUCAAAUUUACAACUUCAGGGGGCAAACUCAAAUUCGAAAACUCUUCUCCUCUAUAGAAGCAGAAAACGCUUUAAGGUUAAUAGAGGUUGAGGUCAACUUCUUCUCUGAGGUUCUCCAAACAAAGUCUGAAUUCGUGCAUUCAGUGAAAGGAUAUGUUUGUCGAUUUCUGGCCUUUGCGUUAGUUGCAACUGCCUUUGUAUGGUUCCAGUGGGAACGAGCGUCGUUUAAAGGCAAAUUUGAUAUUCAAAUGACAUACAGUUUAUUCCUCUGGGUCAUAUUCCAAGAAGUGAUGGCUUUCAUCAUGGUGGUUUUCUCUGAUUGGACAUUUGCAGCUCUUGUGCCUGAUGCCCUCCCUCGUGGUACCCCUGUGAAUGUGAAGUCAAGCAUGAGCAUGAGAAUCCAUUACCAUAGAAGAGAUUGCUUUAGCAUUCUAAUUGACAAAAUCAUUCAUUUGUCUGGUUUUGUUAUCAACUCUUUAUGCCUUGCCCUUCUUUUUGAAGCUGCAGCAGACAUCAUCAAAAAAGCCAUUAAAUAUUUGGGCAAACACAAGGCCUUUUCCUGGCCAGGCGUUAUCAUUGCCAGAGGAAUUUGGAGCUUAAUCAUCAAGUGUUUGUGCUUCAUUGUCGGAAAAAUAUUUCAAUUUCUCUUGCUUAAGGAUUUGUUGGACGAGAUGAAGUAUGUCUCCAGAGAACCAUUAACAAAAGACUUGUGGAAAUUUAUCUUCUCAGAGCUGAAACACAAGUCCAAGUAUGCAGAUAAUCCAAGAAACAUUCGGCGAUUAUGUACUGCUAGAGGUGAUUGGGUUCUGGAGGAUAAAGCUUGGGAAAGCUGUUCAAGAGAGUUAAUUCCAUAUCUGGCUGACGUUAGUUAUGACUACAGCCUCCUUUUAUGGCACUUUGCAACUGAACUCUGCUACAAUACUAAUACCAAUGAAGUUAAUAAUGAAAGUCCUGAUGAAUGCGGAUUCUGCAGCAACAAUUAUCGUGAAUUCAGUAAGAUUCUCUCAGAUCACUUGCUUUAUCUUUUGUUAGUGGAGCCAAAAAUAAUGUCUGCUGUGGUUGGAAUUGGAGGAAUAAUAUUUCAAGAAACUUGUAAUGAGGCAGAAAGAUUCUUCACUAAGAAUGGUUUAGGACCAGAACAACUAAAGGAGUCAUGUAAACAAAUUCUGUCUAUGAAUACAAAUCCUGUGAAUGAAGUUACAAGUCAGUCUGUGUUGUUUGAUGCGGUAAAUUUGGCCAACAAGCUAAAAACGUUGCAAAAGGAAAAUGGGGUAGACAUAUGGAAGCUCCUUAGCAAAGUAUGGAUGGAAAUGUUGUCAUGUGCUGCAUAUCAUUGUCCUUCACAUGAGCAUGCUCAGCAAUUAAGUAAAGGUGGAGAGCUCAUUUCCUUUGUUUGGAUUCUGAUGGCACACUUUGGCCUUGGGGGUCGGUUCCAAGAUCUGAGAAUUCAAAAUGAAAAUGUUUGAUAGAUGGUCGCUCAUGAGUCCUUGCGCUUGGAUUAAUAUUGAAGGUUGUAAUGUUGUUUUUGAGGUAUGACUGUAUGAAAAGGAUUUGAAGGUGAACCUGAAAGAUCUGCAGACAUUAGAUUUCAAGAAUUUGCCUCUAAGUUCUUAUCCUUGCCUUUAAUUUUGAUUUUUUGUAGUCUUAUAUUUUAAUUGGGAAAGUACACUAAAACUGCACUGCAUGC